AUGGCCUCAGAGAAGAAGCUCUCAAAUCCGAUGAGGGAGAUCAAGGUUCAGAAGCUCGUACUCAACAUCUCCGUCGGAGAAAGCGGUGACCGUCUGACCAGAGCUGCCAAGGUGUUGGAGCAACUCAGUGGGCAAACACCCGUUUUCUCCAAAGCGAGGUACACUGUAAGGUCGUUUGGAAUCAGGAGAAACGAGAAGAUUGCUUGCUAUGUCACUGUUAGAGGUGACAAGGCAAUGCAACUCCUUGAAAGCGGCUUGAAGGUGAAGGAAUACGAGUUGCUGCGAAGAAACUUUAGUGAUACUGGAUGCUUUGGUUUCGGCAUUCAGGAGCACAUUGAUCUCGGCAUAAAGUACGACCCGUCAACCGGUAUCUACGGUAUGGAUUUCUAUGUUGUCUUAGAGAGGCCCGGUUAUCGUGUGGGCCGUCGACGUAGGUGCAAGUCGCGAGUCGGGAUCCAGCACAGGGUUACAAAGGAGGAUGCCAUGAAGUGGUUCCAGGUGAAAUACGAAGGUGUCAUUCUUAACAAGGCAUCCAAUAUUGGAGCUUAG
Striga hermonthica is the source of this 549-nucleotide messenger RNA. The record is from the annotation of a GenBank genome assembly. NCBI's taxonomy places the organism in Eukaryota, Viridiplantae, Streptophyta, Magnoliopsida, Lamiales, Orobanchaceae.